This is a messenger RNA of Melitaea cinxia (Glanville fritillary), 1462 nucleotides long. RefSeq names its product ecto-NOX disulfide-thiol exchanger 2-like. The transcript is spliced from 7 exons. NCBI's taxonomy places the organism in Eukaryota, Metazoa, Arthropoda, Insecta, Lepidoptera, Nymphalidae. Bases 2 to 1396 code for a protein of 464 amino acids. Gene Ontology annotation, cellular component: plasma membrane; external side of plasma membrane. Gene Ontology annotation, molecular function: protein-disulfide reductase activity; RNA binding. The record is from RefSeq and is a predicted model, not a curated record. Gene Ontology annotation, biological process: ultradian rhythm.
GAUGCCAACAAUGAUGCCAAAUCAGCAAAUAUUCAUCAGUAACGCUGUACUUUUACCGCCGAUACCUGGAGUAUCAUUACCAGAAAGACGUGAACGUCCUAAAGGAUGUCGUACGAUAUUUGUUGGUGGUCUACCAUCAAACGUUAAACAGGAUAUGUUAAAUGAGAUGUUCCAAAGAUUUGGUAUGAUCCAAAAUGUAAGAUCACCUAAAAGUGGUAUCUAUUACGUGAGAUUUGAAAGGGAGGAAAGUGUGGAAAAUGCGUUCUUGCUGUCCGGAUAUAGGUUCAAAUAUCAUGAUCAAAAUGAAAAUGAAGCUACCACGAUAUUUGUAGAUUAUGCAUUGAACCGUGAUGAUCAAAAUGAAUAUGAAAAGAACCAGCGUAAGAGAGAGCCUACUCCUCCGAGAGUUGAACCUUUUACUGCAAAUGCAUUGUCAAAUAUUGCUGAAAAGAUUAAAAGUGAGACAGAAUUUUCUACUGCUGCUCAUACAUUAGCGGUUUGGUUGGAACGUGGUGAAUGUAACAAAAAGCACGCAAACGCUUUCUACUCUCUUAUUCAAGCGAGCAACAAUCAGAUACGUAGACUGUUUAACGAGAAAAUGCAAUUGGAUGAAGAGUUUCAAAACAUGAAGAACUCUAUUAAGGACAAAUUUGCUCAUGUCGUGACUCAGUUCGAGCAGGUAGCAAAAAUUUUAUCAGCUGCAAAACAUCAACGAGUGUCCGACCACUUCACGAAACAACAGCGUCGCAACAUCGAGAUGUGGCUCAAAAUGACAGAGGAGGUGGAAAAUAUAAAAGAGGAAUUCAAUGUCCUAUUUGAGGAUGAAGAAAUUGAAAAGUCUGGCAAGAAUGUCGUACCUUUGGAGAAAUACGAAGAGCUAAAAAAAGAAAAUGAAAACUUGACAUAUGAGUUGGAGGGUUAUAAAAACGAGGCGUACCUCGCGAAAGACGAAGCUGAAAGAAAAUUCGAGAAGUUCAAAGCACAUUUUAUAGCUCAACAAGCUUUACAACAGCCCAAUCAACAGGUCUACCCACCAUUGCCAUCGAAGUUCAAUACGGAACCCCUCCUGCCCCUACCAACACCUGCAAAACCAAUGCCGCCCCCGCCUACCCCUGAUGAUGACAAGAUUAUCGUCUCUGGUCCACCAGUACCUCCAUCUGAAGCUAAAAUCAUCAGCAUAUUGACGGCUUUCCUCAUGGUCCAUCCGUUAGGAGCAUCUCUAGAUUAUCUAGUUUCCUACGUAAGGUCUAUGACCCCAAAUGUAACUCAGGGGACUGUUCUGGCAACACUGCAGAAGUAUACUGAUGUUUUUCAUUGCAAAACUACUGGUGUAGGUGCUUGCAUUGAACAUAGGUGGUCGUUUAUUACAUUUGAUACAAUAAAACAAGAAAAGUAAUGUUUUUUAUUUCAAUGUAUUUAAGGAUAUUUACAUUUAAGAGUGAUAAUAAAUAACUUAAUUAAG